GACCUUGCGACGGCCAACAGCACUUUGAUCGUGUGCUAGUGACCCUGCAAAGGCCAAGAACGUUUGAAUAUUUGGGUUAGGACCCGGCAAAGGCCAAGGGCCUUUGGACACUGGGGUUAAACCCUGCGAAGGCCAAGGGCCUUUGGACACUGCACUUUGGACACUGUUUGUGCCAAGGAGCGGAUGGACACGCGACAGGUGAGUGAGAAAGCCACUGCUCUCCUUGUGCCAAGCCCUGCAGGGGCCUGGGUGGGCCUGGGCUGUGCCUCAGGGAAGGCUUCCCUCUGGGAAUAGCAAGGGUUUAACAGUUGCUGUUCCAGAGCUCCAGCAGCUUUGGUGCUUGCUGUGGGGACAGGCCUGGGAGGGAAUGGGGGGCACCUGGCCAUCCCAGAGCACAGCCACAUCUCCUCCUCCAUCCUUGUCCAACGGGAGGGGCCAUGGGCACAAACAAGGGUCAUCACCUUCCCCUCAGCCUAAUUUACAGUGCAGCCUCAGCGCUUCCCAGAGGCAAACUGGGGUUUCUCUCAGACAUUUCUGAGAUGAUCCCCAGUGGCCUAGGGGAGGCCACGGGGAUAACAGGAAGAUGCUCCAAGGGCUGGAGCACCUGUGCCAAGGGCAAAGGAGGCAAGAGUUGGGGUUGUCCAGGUGGGAGAAGGUUCCAGGGUAAUCUUAGAGCUCCUAUCAAUGCAUGAAGGAAGGGCCUGCAAGAGAGCUGGACAGCGACUUAAGGCAGGGGCCUGCAAGGACAGGACGAGGGAAAAUGGCUUCCCACUGAGACAGGGCAGGGAUGGAUGGGCUAUUUGCAGGGAAUUCUGCCCUGUCAGGGUGCUGGGGCCCUGGCAUAGGAUGCCCAGGGAAGCUGUGGCUGCCACUGGAUCCCUGGGAGUGUUCAAGGCCAGGUUGGAUGGGUCUCUGGGCAACUCCUGUUUUGGUGUCCUUAGAAAUGAUGAGACACAUUCCAGCAUGUUUGUUUGUGCUGCUGUCAAACUAGUGGGCUGAAAAUAUUCCCAAGGAGGGAAGGAAGAGCUCAGCUGGAAUUGCUGCGCUCUGGGACAGUCUGGGAAGCACUUAGAUGCGACUGGGCAGGCAUGCAGUCUGAGUGUGCUCUUCCCUGUGCUCUUCCAGGGAGCUCGAGGUCUUUCUCACCAGGGACAAUCUUCCCGAGCCCCUGAGGCACUGACAGACGACAGUGACAGCAUGGCCCAUUCCAUCUUCUGCACUGACAAUCCUGGCAGCAUCCUCUGAACUCUGACAUCCACGGAUAAACAGGAUCCCUUUGCAUUGCUUCGGGAAGUCUCAGGGAAUUGUGGGCGCUUGCAGGAACGUAUUGGUCAAAUGGACGAGGAAACCCAAACGGUCACAAGCCGCUAUCAGCAGAUGGAGGAUCUGAUAGAAGAAAUCAGAGGUUGCUGUGAAAACAUUGAGAAGUCCAGGGAAAAGCUGCAGCAAUGCAUGGGAAUCCCAGAGCCAGGAGCCUUGUGGCUGCGUCAAAGGAACACCGAGCAGCAGAAGGAAACGUCACCCCAGGUGGAAAAGGCCCAGCAGCAGGACAGGAUGGAGGUUUCCCAGGAGCAAGAGUUAUCAAGCAGGGCCCUGGAGCAGCUGCGCCAGCAAUCCUCUGGCCAAGGGCAACCACUGGCCCAGGUGCACAGAGAGAAGGAGCUGCUGGGCCAGGAGAAGGCUGCCUUUAAGGGACGACUGGCAGCUAUGGAGCAGCAGAGGCAAGAGCUUUGCAAGCAGCUGGCAGAGACCAGGUAAAGGCAGGGAGCAGAGCCUUUCAGAUGUUUUUACAUUCCACGGACAUAAAAUGGAAGUGUCUCAAAAGAAAAAAAAGUCACAAUAUGAAGGUUAUUUUUCUGACAUCUAAAGCCAACAAAGCUCUCGUCAGCCUUGGGCUCCUGUUUGUGCUGCCAAGCACAUUCCUGUGGGAAGUCAAAAGCAAGCCACCCAGCCCUGAAUUGAGUAGUAGUUAAAGCAUGCAGAGGUUGAGUGAAACCUCAUGUUUCUCUUAGGUUUGGUUCCUUAUGCUGGGCAUUGAACAUCCCUCGUUUGUUACCAAGUAGCUUGACAUGAUCUUGAUCUUCAGAACUGAAGCUCCAUCUUGAGCAUUCCAGGCUCUUACCUGGGGAUGUUGGGAGUGUUUUGUUCUAGAAGGGGAAGUCCUGUAUGUUUUCCCUUGUUGCUUGCUGCC
Molecule: messenger RNA, 2191 nt
Organism: Cyanistes caeruleus (blue tit)
Lineage: Eukaryota; Metazoa; Chordata; Aves; Passeriformes; Paridae
Source: RefSeq, a predicted model, not a curated record